CGCACCGCACCGCGCUUCUCCGCCGUGGUCCCGCAGCCCCCACCGGCUUCUUCCUUCGGGGCCGUGGCGCCGGGCAACCCGGUGGUAGACAGCUUCAAGGCCGAGCUGCGGAACGUCCUGGGCUUCUUGCGGCGGCUGGCAUCGGCGCGGGAGCCCAAGGGGCAGCAACACGACAACCACCGCCGCGGAGCAAACACUUUGUUUAAUAUUUGGAUCAAAUACAAGCCUCGACUGCCAGAGUGGUAUUACAACAAAAAACUUCUGAAAGUUGGUGAUUCCCUUGCUCAGAUCAAAGAAUACAAGUUGGCAGUUUCACAGUGCUAUGGAAGAUACCUUCAACAGUUCAUCUCAGAGAACCUUGAUGAUGUCAUGGGUGAUGUGCAUCGAUUUAAAUCCACCUUCUUCCCCAAUGGUGUCAGAGACAAUAACGCAGCACUUACGUUCCACGCUUUGCAAGGGAGAAAUGCUUGCAUUUAUCAGAUGGUUUGCAGCAGUGACAGAAACCUCCAGAACCAGGAGUCCCUGCAGACUUGCUUCACUAUCUUGUCCUCAUUACGACUCGCUAUGCAAGUGGCUCUACCUCAGGAGAACCUGUGUUGGCUCAUCUACAACGGCACGAUUUGUAUUUACACCAUAUGCAGGCAUUUGAUGACGAGAGGCCAAUCUGCUAAGGUGCUGGAUUACUUACUGUGGGCCAGUAUCUGUAUGGAAUCAUCCAUCCCGCUCUUAUCUGUGCACUAUUUGACCUGGAGAGCCACCCUGUAUGCUGCAGUUUCUCAGUGUUAUUUUGACUGUCAAGCCAGCAUUCAUGGAGAGGUAUUUGCUCGCCGUGGGCUGCUUAAAAUCGAUGAACUGAAGCAACUGGAAAACAUGAGCUCUUCGCUGGCAAAUUCAGAGAGCAGAAGGAUUUUCACAGAGGCAACUCUAAAGAUGUCAGUAAUGGUUUUCAAGAGAGCAGUAUUUGAAUCUAGAAGAAAGCCAAAACCCUACCUUCAGCCUAAGUUAAGAGUUACCCUGAAAGAACCACAAAAUCUGCAGCGGCCUCGCACUGUGACCAAACAGCUGCUGACAGAAAUGUUUGAUAGUGUGGCCGCUCAGUUCCUUGCCAUCCUGGAAGCUCUGUCUGAUAGCAGCAGGCGGCUGUGGAACUCUCCCUCAGCUCUUCCUGAUGAAACUGAAAUUCGUGAUGUCCUCUCAGAACUAUUUUCUGCAGGCCUGGAAAUCCUCUCAGGUGGAGUGAGCAGUGCAGGUCUCCAAGGAAGUCGUCGCAGCCCUUUCUUUUGUGUAAUUAAUGCCUCAUCAACCCUUCUACAGCUGAUACUGAAAGGAGAGGAUGAAGUGUCUGGAGAAGCUGCUAUGAAAUUCAUGAAAUUAGCUUUCAGUUAUGAAGAGUGGGAUGUGUUUGAUUCUGCUCUUGAAUUUGUUGAUCUUUUUCUUCAGGCUCAGGAUGACCCAGUAUGGAAGAAAGCUGAAAUGGAGCUCAAACUUCUUAGACUGAUGCAGCCUUUACUCCUCCCAAGAAAACUGAAACAUCAUUUUGCUGUUAGUGAAAAGAGCAGCAAAGAAUCUAAGUUGCUUCAGAGUUCUGAGAAGAAGCAAGCAGUUAAGGAUUCUGUAAGGCAUGGAGAACCUUCUCAUGAUCUUAUUUUGGCAACAGCAGUGCUUGCCUGUGUCUCCACACCUGAGGAGGACAUCCAACCUGACAAGGAAAUACUGGUUGAUGUCAUAAUGUUUUUGUGGCAGAAGUGUAAGAAAGGACUUCAGAAAAUCCCAACGAGUGGAAGUGACUGCUUGAAAUAUAUCCACAAAUACAAAGCUUACCAAUGGGUUCAGAUUCUCUGGAUAAUCAAUGAAGCAAUUCAGAGGAGCAGCAUAGCAGAAGCUGAUGCUGCAAUGCUUGCAGAGGUAACCUUGUGUCUAACUGCAAUAUUGGAAAAUGUUGCUGAUGCUACAAGUAAACCUAAGGCAAAAGCAGGAAAAAGAAGUGCCUUUGUCUUGCAAGAUGAAACCUGUGAUAUGCCUGAAAUACUGAUGAAAACUCCUCCAGAACAAUUACAAAUUGCUUAUGAGAGCCUGGAAAGGGCAAUAAAUGCAAUGAACGCCUCUCGCUUAACGACCCUCCUGCCAGGUGAAAAGUCAGCAUUUGACAGCUGCUGUACAAAGGUGGACUCAAAUGAUCAGAAUUUGAACUCUGGUUUGGGAGGUGGUGAUGAGAAGGCAGAAACAGAGAAUGGGUUUGUAAUGGAUUUACACUUGGAGCUCAUUCAAGCCCAACAUCGAGUAGCUGUGAAACUUCUUAAAAUGGCACAAGGUGCUCAAAAGGAAAACACAUGGAGGUCUGGCAAGUCUCAUGUGAGUGUUAAAGAUUCCCCUUAUUUGACAGAGGGAUUUAUAAUGAGAAAAAUUAAGAAGAACAAACUCUCCAGAGCAGUCUUUUUGAUGCAAAAGGCUGCAGAGAAGUACCCUGAAGACUUAACCACUGCUUCCCAAAGGCAGCUGCUGAAGGAAGCACUGACUUUAGUUGAGCAAGUUGAAGCUGAACAAAAAGCACUGUACCACAGUUUCAAAGAAGCUCUCAACAACAAGGAAAAAAGCAAGACUCCUCCUCCUCCUCUGCUGCUUUCUAGAUCCCAUUGCUCCAUGACUUUUAAACCAGCCCCAUUCUUUUCAGAUAUUCAGGUUUCCUGGUACAGUAUUUUGGGCUCUGUAGCAGAAGGAAGCACCAUGAAAGUGAGGUUAAAUAACAACAAACUCCCCAAUGCAGGAGAAGAGGUACCAGCUGAUGGGAAGAGCCUCUUGGAAAUCCAAGGUUUAGAGACCAACGAGAAGUACAUAUUUGCAGUGGCAGCAUAUUCUUCCGAUGGAAAACUCAUUGGUGAUGCCAUUGGGGAAACAACUAAGCCAAUCCUUGCUUAUCCACCUCUUUCUGCUACUACUGUUCGAGCCUAUCUAACUCAGGUAGCCUAUCAGACUGGCAACUACACUUUAGCCAGAGAAGCAUUUUCACCAAUGUGGGAUUAUUUUGUUUCAUCUUCUUCUCCAGUGCCUGCCACUGCAGCUGUUAUUUCUGCACACAGCCAUUUGACUAUAUCUGAAAAAAGGUUACGUUUUGAAGCUCUGUCUCGGACUUCUCCUAUAACCCUGCAGCUUUUCCUGAGGAAUAUAUUUGUUGCCUGUGACAUUGGUGUCAUGGAAAGAGCACUCUUCUGUGAUUCCAUCCGUUCCAGUGAAGUGCUUUACAAGGAACAAGUUGCCAGAUUAGCAGAAUGUGAAAGAAUGACUGUGGCCAUUGAACUUAGCAACUGGUUGAAUGAUGCAAGCUACACCCUGCAGUCUGUGGUACAAUGUUAUGGGCUCCUUGCUCCAAUGAUUUAUCACAAGAUUUCUGCAGUGCCAGUAAUUCAGAUCCUCAUUAAGUGCUUGGCUGUCCUUCAAGAAAUUCCAAAUGCUGUUUUGCAGAGGAAAAAGUCAGGGUGUUAUGAGAGUAUUCAACACAUGAUAGCUUGCAGUUCAUUUUAUACAGCAAAGGUUCUACGUUCAUGGAAAGAAUAUGAACUGGCAGUGAUCAUUGUGAACUAUGGGAAAAAGUUGUUGGAUUCUUCACCAGCAGGCCUGCCACAAGCUGUGAACACUGGGGCAACACACAAGGAAGUUAAACCCGUUUCUUCCAAGACAUCUGACUUAGCUGCAAGGGAAAAAGCAACAGAGAACCUAAAUGCUCUUGAAUCAAGUCUCCUCAGACUGACAAAACCAGCUCGUGGAUCAGAGCUUACAGGACAGGAAGAUCCUUUUCUUCUUUACCCUGUGGUGUCAUGCUGGACAUCAAGCAAUGCUUUUCGAGAAGUGAUGAAAUUCAGGAACAAAUCACGUUUUCUUGAGUUUUUUGUUCAAGUCUUGCAAAAAGUCCUGAAUGAAGAGAAGUUCCAAUCUGUUCUGGAAUGGGCAGAAGAUGUGCAAGUUUACUUGCAAAGGAGGAACAAUCACUUCCUCGGCAGCAGUGGGAAUUUGACACCCAUCAUAAGCUCCCCCACUCUGUCAGAAAGCAUGGAGAGGCACAGUGCAAGAGCUGGGAAGCUUCAGAAAAAAUCAAGCUUAAUAAAGUCUCUAGAAGCAGAAGGGAAAAGUGAGGAAGAGUUGCUAACAAUAGCUCGUCACAACUUAGUGGUACUGCUGAAACCGCUCGUGAGGAAUUACUUAAACCGAAAGAUAUUUAAGCAAAUAUAUCUUGAAGAGAUGCCCUGGAGAUCUCAGAUGAAUAUCUGCCUGGCAAUUGCACACUACAACUUGUUUAAAAUGAAAUUGGAUGAGCAAUACAACGUUGGGAUUUGUGGCUCACAGCAUCUGAGCAGUUACAAUAUUCUGGACCCUGAUAUAUUCUCAUUAAAUAAUUCUGGUGUUCUCAUGGUGAGAGAUGCUGGAGAGAAUAACAUGACAACACCAAUUCCUCCUGUCUUUAAAAUGUCAAGAGUGACCAAAAAAGAAACUUCUAAACCUUCCGGGCGCAGAAGAAAGCUGAGCAAAACUUCAAUGACAGACACAGGAUUCUCUGGGUCCUCCCCAGAGUCUAACAAGUUUCUGUCCAAUAACAUUUUAUUGCAGUAUUUUACAAGAAUAUUCUUGCAUUUAAGAAGAGCAGUGGUUCUUGCUCACCGUGGUGGCUACUGGACGCUGCUCCAAAAUGCUUGUCGAGAGCUUUGGAACUAUGCUCAAGAAUUCCAGCUGCUAGCUAACCAUUCACAUUUCCAUCCAGAGGCACUUCCCAUUACCAGGGAUUUACUUAGAAACACCAUCUGGUUACCAUUUUAUCUGGCAGCAGACAUGAUCAUUGAUAUGAUCGUUGAACUCCAAGCAAGCAGGUCUCUUAAGAUUGUGGAUCCUGAAGGAGACUUCUGCAUUCCCAGUUGUUUAGGAGGUAUUAUGGAUGAGAAUGGUGGUUCCAGUCUCCACCCACAGUCUCCUCUGGAUGAUGUGAAUGUGGUUGACUUGAAGUGGAUAUGUAAUCUGAUUCUUAAAGCAAUAGAAUUGCUAUAUCAAAUGAAGAAGUGGGAAGCCCUGGUCCACAUAGCUGUACAAUUUAAUAUAGUUACACAUGAGGCAUACACAGGACAAGUGGGUCCACUGCUGGUGUAUGCUCAGAGGCAGCUGCUGAAAAGGAUAGAGAAGUUCAGUGGCCCAGGCAGCCAGGAAUCUCCUUUCAUCAAAUAUCUGUCUGCUCAUGUAUGGAAGAUGAGCUGCAGACACUACAUAGGGCACAGAUUACAGCUGCCUGUUGCCCAUUCUGCAAGUGGAUGCUUUUUCUCUCCUGAGAUGAUAAAUGAUUAUACAGACCACAGCCGAGCCAAAGGCCUGGUUAAUGUGCCUCUUGAUGUGGAUGACACACUGAGGUGCUUCAGAGAAUCUCUACACAAGUCUAAGUACCACAGCAGAGCCCUGAGGCACAGCAGGAGGGUACUUGCAUUAUUUCUUGCACACACACAAGAAACUGCUGAAAGAGCACUCAGGAGUCACACCUCUUCAAAGAGAAGGCUGGAAUUUAAUGUGGGAGCUGAACUGAUACUUGUGCAAACUCCACGUGACCUUUCUGAUGAAAAAUUUAAUACCUCCAACACAGUUGAGAGAAACCCAAUACCCAAGUCACAUCUUUCAGAAAUUAUCACUUCCUAUGAACAAACAAUUGGAAUCCUCGAAAUAAAUAAACAGAGAGACCUCAAGGUUCAAGCUUUACAUGAACUUGGAAAUCUUCACUUUUAUGCUGGAAAAAAGAGAGAUGCUUUUAAAUGUUGGUGUCAAGCCCUUGAUGAAACACUCAACAUUGCCGAUGCUCUUAACAACUGGCAAGAGUUAUGUGUUCCAAAAAACGCUGCAGACUGCUUUGCAGUUGGAAGAUGGACUGAUAUUAGUCAGGAAUUUCUUUCUCAGGCUGGAGUUUGGGGGUGUUUGCAUGCAGCAGUCUUAGUUGCUAAGAUAGCUCAGCAUAUAACAACAGCAGAGAUGAGACUAAGAACCAAAUACUGCUAUUUUUCUGCCAUGCUUUUUAAGAGCCUGUUUGGAGCUUCUCUUCCACAUCCAACAUCUGACUGUGACUUUGCACAGUAUGAAACAAGUAUGCUUGUUCCUGGGAUUGAUUUGUUCUCUGAUCGCUACAGAGCUGACAUCUCUACUGUACUUGCAAGCCUGAAUUUCCUGAUGUUUGAGCUACAUUGUGCAAAGCAGAACUUCAUAAUUCUACCACUGUGCACGUUAUACCACUACAUUGUUUCUGAGAUCUGCAAGGACCCAGCUAGGUGUAUUGAAGGAAGAAUCUUCAAGGUGAAAGUGCUUACAGAUAUAGGCUUUUUUACAGAGGCCUUUCAUGAACUGUCUUUGCUUCACUGUGGAGAGAGAAUUCCAUGGAAAAUCCCUGCAGGAUACAGAAAAACUGAAGUAACAAAGGCCUUCCAGAAAUUUGACUCCUCAAAAUCUCUCCUGACUGCUACAAAUCUACAGGUACUGGAAGAUGUAUUUAAUUGGAGUCUGCCUUUACCAAUGGUGCCCCUGUGCAGCCAGCAAAUGAUCAAUAAAUUUGCCUUAGCCAAAAUGCAUUUCAUCAUUUGCCUCUCUGCCACAAUAUGUGAAGCACCUGUGAAAGUGGAAAAGCACAUCUAUUCUGUUGAUCACAGCAGCUUGAAGGAGCCAAGCAGAAUUACAGCAGGAAAAGUCAAAGGUGGUGCUGAUAAGAAUUCAGGACAGCGGGAGCAAAGAGGCCCAAUGAUGAAGCUUGUUGACUGCAAGGUUGAAUUAAAUAUGGCCAUGCUGAAGGGGAUUUUAUUGACAGAAGCUGAAGAAAUUCUUAGUUGUCUGGUGCAGAGCUUAAAGAACAAAUAUAAUGGGGAGACAUCUCAGUGUUCUGCUGAAGAUUUAGAGGCUCUUAUUGAGGCCAAACUUCAGCUUGCUGCUAUUUGUCAGCAAAGACAUCAAGCAGCUUCCAGUGUUGCUUUGGCUUUCUCUGCAAUUCGACUUCUCCAAGAUGCAAACAUUUUUAGGGAGGAAACGACAGCUGCUCAAGGGAAAGGGAAAGAAAGGAAGCGCUUGGACUCCUGUGUUGAAGAUGCUGGGCUGCCUCCCAGUGUGACAGCACGAGAUCGAAUCAAUGUACGGCUGUGGCUAAGGUGCCGUGCAACCUUGGUGACUGCACUGCUGACACCUGCUGCUGGUUAUAUGGAAGAAAAUGCUGUGGCUGAACGCAGAAGUGUGAUAAAAGAAGUAAUAUUAGAGGCAGAAGCCUUUGGUGAUAUUGAGACUCAGGCUGAAAUGAUGCUGCAAGCUGCUAUUCUUGACCUGCAAGAAGAACAUCCCGUGGCAGGCAUUAAACUUCUUUUGCAGAGUAUCAUCAGUUUACUCCAAGAAGAUGCAUUAAUUUCUCCUCCAGCUUCUUUGACUCUUGUGAAAAGUAUGCUGCUUCUGGCAGAGCUACCAACACUGCAAACAGCAGAGGGUGCAGAACAUUGCUCUUCUACAGCGGAACCAUUAAACUUACUGAUUGGGGCACAUGAGCUUACCAUUAAAGCAAUUUUUUUGUGUGGAGAACCCAUUGAACAGCAAAUAGAAGACAGCACAUUGACUUGCCCAGUCCUACCAACAAAAAAUACCUACUUGCCACACAUCAGCUUGCUAGCCCAAGUCAAAAUGAGAAUCGGACAUGCAUUAGCUGAAAAGGGAGAAGAUCCACUACGUGCUCUCAAACAUUUAGAAUCAGCACUGAAGCUCUGCAGAGCAUCUGCAACACAGAACUUGGCUAUGGAAGAUGAACUGCUUUUUAAGAUAGGUAAGGUAGAACACCAGAUAACUGAAGCAGGCGAUAGGAAGUCAUCUCAAGCUGUUGAAACUCUGAUGGAACCUGAACAACUCCACCAGCAACAUGAUCAAAAUUUUCAAGGAUGGUCUGCCCCCUUCCAGAUAAUAGAAAUCCAACUUGAAAAGAUCUCUUCUGAAGAACUUUCUGAGGAGGCUUGGAAAUCAGAAGGCUGCAAAGCACAAGCCUGGGUCGCAGGAAGAGCAGCCACACAGGCUAGUAAAGCCGUGCUUGCUCCUCAGCUAUUAAUUGCCACAAAGAGUGGUAGAAACCACAGCAUGAGUGAUGCAGUGCAACAGAAAAUCCCCCAGUUUGCUUCCAUGGAUCUUCUUGUUUCCCACAGAGAUUUCUCAUCUGGUGUUUUGCUGCUUUAUGCUUAUAACACAAAGCCUGCCAAGAUUAGCAGCAUCAAGAUUUUCAGUUCAAUGACUAUGUUUUCAAGCCACUUGUGGAUUCUGUUGGCUAGAAUGAUUUCUUUAUGGAAGAACAUACCCAAUCUGAAGCAGCAAGCUGAAAAGGUGAUGCAAAGUCCUAAAAGUUUGGCUUCAGCUUCAGAAGCUGUGAGUUUGCUUGAAGAAAGUGACUGGUUGAAAACAAUUGCCCCCAAAAAGUCCCAAAUGAAUGACUGUUAUUUAUUUGACUUUUUUCCCUUGGGUUGGUUUAUCUUUUUCUUUUCCCCCCUCCGUGUGCCCUUUGACAUUACUUUGCGGUUGGAAGAUACAUUUGCUCCUGCCAAUGGAUGUGUAAUAACUGAAGAAAGCUUUUUCAAUUGGGUUGCUUUUCUGUUUGACUAA
Molecule: messenger RNA, 8625 nt
Organism: Dryobates pubescens (Downy woodpecker)
Lineage: Eukaryota; Metazoa; Chordata; Aves; Piciformes; Picidae
Gene: CFAP54
Product: cilia and flagella associated protein 54
Biological process (GO): cilium assembly
Source: RefSeq, a predicted model, not a curated record